Molecule: messenger RNA, 4676 nt
Organism: Chiroxiphia lanceolata (lance-tailed manakin)
Lineage: Eukaryota; Metazoa; Chordata; Aves; Passeriformes; Pipridae
Gene: FGFR2
Product: fibroblast growth factor receptor 2
Exons: 18
Coding region: 532-3060 (842 amino acids)
Biological process (GO): positive regulation of cell population proliferation; protein phosphorylation; fibroblast growth factor receptor signaling pathway
Cellular component (GO): signaling receptor complex; membrane
Molecular function (GO): ATP binding; fibroblast growth factor binding; fibroblast growth factor receptor activity
Source: RefSeq, a predicted model, not a curated record
CGAGAGGGGGAAAGGGGGGAGAGUGAGCCCACCUCCCACCCGAGGGGGCUGUCGGCGUGACAAAGCUGCGGCGGCUCGGGGCGGGCGGCUGGAUGGAGCGGAGCGGGACCCGCGGCGCGGAGCUCGGCGAUGCCCGCGCGGGGGAGGAGGCGGCUGCUGGCGCCGGGCACGGCGGGCUCGCCCCUCUGAGGCGGUAGCCGCUGCGGCCGAGCGAGGGGACGGGACGGGACGGGGCGCCGGGCCGGCUCCUGCCUCGCCUCGCCGCCCUCCUGCCUCCCUCAUCCCGCGGGGGAUGCGCCCCGCUGCGCCGCUGCGGGAUCGCCAGCCGGGGCCGCCCGACGAGUGACCGCGGCCGCGAAGGAGUUUCCCCCCCGUCCCGGGAGCCGCCGCUCGGCACCGAGCCCCAGCCCCGCGGAGCCGACCCUGCCCGCCCAGCGCUCCCGCCGCAGCAGCCGCCGUCGUUCCAAGGGAGGAGGCACUACCCUGGCCGAAGGCACGGCUUUCUCUCCAUGCUUCUCUAGAGGUGCUCAGAUGGGAUUAAAGUCCACAUGGAGAUAUGGAAAUGGACCAAGAAUUUACUCUAAAAAGAUGGUCAGCUGGGAUUCAGGUUGCCUUAUCUGCCUGGUGGUGGUCACCAUGGUUGGACUUUGCCUGGCUCGACCUUCAUUUAAUUUAGUUGUUGAAGACACCACGGUGGAACCCGAAGAGCCGCCAACCAAAUACCAAAUCUCUCAGCCAGAUGUUUACUCAGCACUUCCAGGAGAACCGCUUGAGUUGCGCUGUCAAUUGAGAGACGCCGUCAUGAUCAGUUGGACUAAGGAUGGGGUCCCUUUGGGGCCCGACAAUAGGACAGUGAUUAUUGGGGAGUACUUACAAAUUAAGGAUGCUACAGCCAGAGAUUCGGGCCUCUAUGCUUGCACUGCUGUUAGGACCCUAGACAGUGAUACUCUGUACUUCAUUGUAAAUGUUACAGAUGCUCUUUCCUCUGGGGAUGAUGAAGACGACAAUGAUGGGUCCGAGGACUUUGUGAAUGACAGCAACCAGAUGAGGGCACCUUACUGGACACAUACAGACAAAAUGGAGAAGAGGCUACACGCUGUGCCAGCAGCCAACACCGUCAAGUUUCGUUGUCCAGCGAUGGGAAACCCAACACCGACCAUGCGGUGGCUGAAAAACGGGAAAGAGUUUAAGCAAGAGCAUCGUAUUGGCGGGUAUAAGGUCCGUAACCAGCACUGGAGUCUCAUCAUGGAGAGCGUGGUCCCGUCAGACAAAGGGAACUACACGUGCAUCGUGGAAAACCAGUACGGCUCCAUCAACCACACGUACCACCUCGACGUGGUGGAGCGUUCCCCUCACCGGCCCAUCCUCCAGGCCGGGCUCCCAGCAAACGCCUCCGCCGUCGUCGGAGGGGACGUGGAGUUUGUCUGCAAAGUCUACAGUGAUGCUCAACCCCACAUUCAGUGGAUAAAACAUGUGGAGAGGAACGGCAGUAAAUACGGGCCUGAUGGACUGCCCUACCUUCAGGUUUUAAAGGCUGCCGGUGUUAACACCACGGACAAAGAGAUUGAGGUUCUCUAUAUACGGAAUGUAACUUUUGAGGAUGCUGGGGAGUAUACAUGCUUGGCGGGUAAUUCUAUUGGGAUAUCCUUUCACACUGCAUGGUUGACAGUUCUGCCAGCUCCUGAGAAGGAAAAGGAAUACCCAACGUCUCCAGACUACCUGGAAAUAGCAAUUUACUGCAUAGGGGUCUUCUUAAUUGCCUGCAUGGUGCUGACAGUCGUCGUGUGCCGCAUGAGGAACACCACCAAGAAGCCGGAUUUCAGCAGCCAGCCCGCUGUCCACAAGCUGACCAAGCGAAUCCCUCUGCGCAGACAGGUAACAGUGUCGGCGGACUCGAGCUCCUCCAUGAAUUCCAACACGCCCCUGGUGAGGAUCACCACCCGCCUCUCCUCCACUGCUGAUGCCCCCAUGCUGGCAGGAGUCUCGGAAUACGAGUUGCCAGAAGAUCCAAAGUGGGAGUUUCCAAGAGAUAAGCUGACACUGGGCAAGCCCCUGGGAGAGGGCUGCUUCGGGCAGGUCGUCAUGGCCGAAGCGGUGGGGAUUGACAAAGACAGGCCUAAAGAAGCGGUGACCGUGGCAGUGAAGAUGUUGAAAGAUGAUGCCACAGAAAAAGAUCUGUCUGACCUGGUGUCAGAGAUGGAGAUGAUGAAGAUGAUUGGGAAGCAUAAAAAUAUCAUCAAUCUCCUUGGAGCCUGUACCCAGGAUGGCCCGUUGUACGUGAUAGUGGAAUAUGCUUCCAAAGGGAACCUGCGGGAGUACCUGCGAGCUCGCCGCCCCCCGGGCAUGGAGUACUCCUUCGACAUCAACAGGGUGCCAGAGGAGCAGAUGACAUUCAAGGACCUUGUGUCCUGCACGUACCAGCUGGCAAGAGGCAUGGAGUACCUGGCUUCACAAAAAUGUAUCCAUCGAGACUUGGCUGCAAGAAAUGUUUUGGUAACUGAAAACAAUGUCAUGAAAAUAGCAGACUUUGGUUUAGCCAGAGACAUCAACAAUAUAGAUUAUUAUAAAAAGACUACUAAUGGACGGCUUCCAGUAAAGUGGAUGGCUCCAGAAGCUCUGUUUGACAGAGUUUACACACAUCAAAGUGAUGUCUGGUCAUUUGGUGUGUUAAUGUGGGAGAUCUUCACGUUAGGAGGAUCACCCUACCCAGGAAUCCCAGUGGAGGAACUUUUUAAGCUGCUUAAAGAAGGGCACCGGAUGGAUAAACCUGCCAACUGCACCAAUGAACUCUAUAUGAUGAUGAGAGAUUGCUGGCAUGCUGUGCCUUCACAGAGACCGACUUUUAAACAGUUGGUAGAAGACUUGGAUCGGAUUCUCACCCUCACAACUAAUGAGGAGUAUCUGGACCUCAGUGGACCUCUGGAGCAGUAUUCACCCAGCUACCCCGACACGAGGAGCUCGUGUUCCUCGGGUGAUGACUCCGUGUUCUCUCCGGAUCCGAUGCCUUACGAACCUUGCCUUCCCAAGUACCAGCACAUGAACGGAAGCGUUAAAACAUGAAGAGGAGUCACGCAGAGGAACAAAGAAAUGAGAACGUCAAGCUACCUACCACGUACCACACCAAAGCUUUUCUCCAGGGUCUUAAACGUUUCUGCUUGUACAUAUGAAAUAUGGGGGGAAAAAAAAAAAAACCCUGACAAAACCCAGCUUGGAGGAAAGCAGUCAGAACCUGCGUAAAGAAUCUCAUCGUUUGCGACUUUUAAACAAAGAAUGUUUGUGGGCUGUGUCCAGAUACCCAUUCCCAUGGAUUUUCUGGCCUCCUGAAAAGCUGCAACAGACUUUUGUUUGUACAAUGGACCCAGUUGGACUUGAGGCAAACUCGGGGGGGGGUCUGCCUUUCUUGUUUAUUUUGUAAUAUUUGGAGAAAAUAUAUGUUGGCACACACUUACAGAGCACAAAAUGCAGUAUAUAGGUGCUGGAUGUAUGUAAAUAUAUUCAAAAUAUGUAUAAAUAUAUAUUAUAUAUAUUUACAGUGAAUUAUUUUUUGUAUUGAUUUAAAAAAUGGAUGUCCCAAUCCACCUAGCAAAUUAGUCUCUUUUUUUAACAGCUAUUUGCUAAAUGCUGUUCUUACACAGAAUUUCUUAAUUUUCACCAUCCAAGGGUGGAAAAUACUUUGCUUUCAGGGAAAAUGGUAUAUCAUUAAUUUAUUAACUAAUUGGUAAUGUACAAAACAGUUAAUCGUUUAUAGGGUUGUUGUGUUUUUGUAAUUUAAAUGGCAUUUCUAUGCAGGCAGCACAGAGAACUAGUAGAUAUAUUGCUCAGACUUUACUAGUUUUCAGAUCUUAAAAAGAAGAAAUAUUUACAGUAUAUAACUAAUUUUGGGGAAUUAAACUUUUGAUUUAUUUGUGUUUAAAUACUGCGGUGUCAGAUGAUUAUUCUUAUCAAAACCAAAUCCUUUAACAAGAAAGUCUUUUAUUCUCAAUACCUGUCACUUUAGCAAUUUAACUCUUUAGCAAGGUUUCCCAUGGCCAAAAAGCAGAGUCAUUCCACACCAAAAAAAAAAAAAAGAAAAUUUUAAAAAGGGUUCUUAAAGAAAGGAAAGACAUAAAGUUGUCUACAACCAUAGCAGAACAUGCUGCUCUAAAAGGGAUUGAGCCUCUACCCUGAGUUGCACAUGCAUCAAAUUAACUACAAUUCUCUUCCCUGAGUUGGGUAAUGGGUUCCAGAUCUUUUGACCUGGAUCUUUUGCCUUUUAGACUAUCCCUCUAUUGUAACUUAAGUUAAAAAGAGAGAGAAGUUGUUUAUAAUGACAAUUUGCCAUAGGAAUAUCAGCGUCUUUUUAAGGGAUUAAUUCAUGCUGACUCCAGUAUUUCCUUCUGUUCCAUUCCAUAACAGUAGGUAUAGCACUGGCCUCUGCUAAAAUAUCACUGUUGUUUGUAUCUUUUUACGGAAGUCUCGUGUUUUUACUUUCAAAACACUCACACUGAUGUGGCCAUGGAAUAUGAAUGCAAAUUACACUGUUUUAUGUGGUGGUGUGUUUGUUUUGUUUUAUUUUUUUUUUUAAUAAUUCUUUUUUUAAUUGGGUAAAAUAAGUAUUAAAAUCUGUUAACUUUUGUACUGACAAUAAAAUGUUUCUACAGAUCUUAAUGUUAAAAUUACAAAAUAAAUGUCAUGCA